AAUCGCAGAUGUCUGGCUGAAAUGUUGAUAAGGAAAAACUGUACAUCUCAACCACAGAAUGAAAACUGCACCCAAAUGAUACACGUGCCUUUAAUCGAGUACCAAACUCUGUCAGUUGACACAAAGAAUCUCCGCCUAUUUAGUCGUCUGGAGGCAACAAUUGUAUGGAGAGAUCCUGAGUUGAGAUGGGACACAUCUGUUUACAAGUAUCAUGAAGUUGUCCUGCCAGUUGAUAAAGUCUGGACCCCAGAGAUCCACGUUACAAAUGGAAUACUAACAACUAUGAAGCACAGCUCCCAUGAUCUGCUGGUAUACAGUAAUGGCACCCUGAGGCACACUGUGACCAUAAACGCUGAGGUGAACUGUGAAGUCAAUCUAUUCAACUACCCCUUCGCUGCCGAUGACUGUCCUGUCGCAAUCCAAACCUGGUCCACUGAUGGAUGUGGUACAGCUCUGGUAUUGGGUGAAUUGAGGAUGGUUGAUAGUACCCAUGGAGACUGGAAAACUGACGGUGUGGCCCUCCAGAAAAAGAGAGAUGAUCGCAAUUACAUCAUGGUGUCACUGAGCAUCAAAUAUGUCAACCCCCUCAUUACAUUAUUGCUGCCCAGUAUUCUGAUCAUCUUGGCCGACGUUACCAGCUUCGCCCUGCCACUGGGAGGCGGUGAACGCAACUCUUUCAAGGUCACUCUGGUGCUCAGCUUCACCAUGUUCCUCAUCAUCCUCAACGAUAAGCUCCCUGGAGACAGCCAGUGCAGCCCUAUCAUCCGAACCCACUUCUGUGUUUGUCUGGUGCUCUUGGUGUUGAGCAUGCUGGUGUCUUUGGUGCUGACACGGCUGGCCAAAGAUGGCAGCUUCAUUUUCUGCUGCUGGUCCAAAGGGCCAGUUGCAAAAAGCACAGGAAACGAGGAAGAGAAAGAGAAUGAGGAAGCCAAAGCUGACAUCAGUGUCAUUCAGCUGAAUGGUUCGGAGGAGGACAAACGAAUGCUCAGAAAGGUGGUAAACUUCCUGGAAGCUUUUGACGCCAAGGAGCUGGAACGUGAGAGAUAUCAGAGGUUUGCCAACACAGUGGACACGAUCUUCUUUUGGUCUUAUUUCUUUUUUGGCACCGUGUACUUUUGUGCCAUGACUUAUGUAAUGGUAAGGCAUACAUGUACAGUUAACCAUUUCGAUUUCUGGUACUAAUACAUCUACUUAACUGUGUGUUAUUGUGUGUGAAAAAAAUAA
Xiphias gladius (swordfish) is the source of this 1224-nucleotide messenger RNA. Its product is annotated as 5-hydroxytryptamine receptor 3A-like. The coding region runs from base 22 to 1182 and encodes 386 amino acids. Gene Ontology annotation, molecular function: transmembrane signaling receptor activity; extracellular ligand-gated monoatomic ion channel activity; neurotransmitter receptor activity. The record is from RefSeq and is a predicted model, not a curated record. Gene Ontology annotation, cellular component: synapse; membrane; neuron projection. Gene Ontology annotation, biological process: regulation of membrane potential; nervous system process; signal transduction. NCBI's taxonomy places the organism in Eukaryota, Metazoa, Chordata, Actinopteri, Istiophoriformes, Xiphiidae. The transcript has 8 exons.